CUGGUAGAACUGUUGAAUACAUUAUCGCCUGCAUUGUCAACUUGCAAUAGCAGGUUCCUUCAUAUGUUCAAUUCAUAGGAAUCAUAGCCAUCUUGCAGCAUUCAGAAACCUCAGCAUUUAAGCUCUUGCUCCUCCUUAACGAUGGUGCUGACAUUCUUAGUUCUCCUCAUAGCCUUUAUUUUGUUGCUUAUUUUGAUAAAUCAAAUAGGAAAGCAAACUGCUCGAGCGAAGAGGUUGCCUCCUGGUCCUAGGAGAUUACCUCUAAUUGGGAACCUUCACCUGCUUUCUGAUGGUCUACCUCACUGUGUCCUUGAACACCUUUCUAGGAAAUAUGGGCCGCUCAUGUUCUUGCAAUUAGGCUCAAGAUCUACUCUAGUAGUCUCCUCAGCCAAAAUGGCGAAAGAGGUUUUCAAAACUCAUGAUCUCGUUUUUUCAGGUAGACCAGCCUUGUACGUUGCGAAGAAACUUAGCUAUGACUGUGUCAAUCUAUCAUUUGCUCCCUAUGGUGAGUACUGGAGGGAGGUGAGGAAGAUUGCCAUCUUAGAACUACUCAGUGCAAAGAGGGUCCAAAUGUUUCAAUCUGUAAGGGAUGAAGAGGUUGGAGUCAUGAUUGACUCUAUAGUUCAUACUUCGGAGGCUCUCAUCAAUCUCAGUCAUGUGACAAUUUGCUUGACCAACAAUGUUUUGUGCCGAUCAGCUUUUGGUAAAAAGUACGAGGGUGAAGGUGACAUUACGAAGAAUAAUAUUCAUGAGCUGCUUGAAGAAACGAUGGACCUGUUGGGAAGAUUCUGCAUAUCGGACUUCCUACCUUGGUUGGGAUGGUUAAACAAAUUCAGUGGUAUGGAAGAGAGGUUAAACAAGUGUUUCAAAGGGUUGGACAUUUUCUAUGACAGAGUGAUUGAGGAACACCGUGAUUGUACAAGGCCUAAAAUGGAGCAUGAAGAUCUUGUUGAUGUACUUAUUCGAGUUCAGAACGAUCCAAAUCAAGCAAUAGCCCUUACCAAUGAACAAAUCAAGGGUGUUAUCACUGACAUGUUUAUUGCAGGGACCGAUACAACCUCAGCGACAGUGGUAUGGACAAUGGCCGAGCUGAUUAGGAAUCCCCUAGUGCUUAGGAAAGCACAAAAUGAGGUGAGAGGAGUUGUCAAGAAAAAAGGGCAAGUGGAAGAAAGUGAUCUUUAUGGACUUUUGUACCUAAAAGCUGUCAUUAAAGAAGCUUUUAGAGUACAUCCACCAGGGCCACUGCUUAUUCCGAGAGAAACAACAGAGACUUGCACGAUUGAAGGGUACGAAAUUCCUGCCAAAACAAUGGUGUUUGUCCAUGCAAAAAUGAUAGGGAAGGAUCCAAAAUGUUGGGAGAAUCCAGAUGAAUUUUCUCCUGAAAGAUUCUUGGACAGCUCAAUUGAUUACAAAGGAAACCAUUUCGAGUUUUUACCAUUUGGUGCUGGAAGGAGGGGCUGUCCCGGUAUGGACUUUGUUCUGCAGCUAGUUGAGCUUGUACUUGCUAAUCUGCUCUAUCGUUUCGACUGGGAACUGCCUCAUGGGAUGAAAAGAGAAGACUUGGACAUGGAAGAAGCUGCUGGGCUUACAAUACAGAAAAAAAUCCCUCUAUGUCUAGCUGCUAGACUGGUAUAUAUUUAAUAGAAAAUUCUUUCAAAUGGCAAAAAAUUUGUUUACUCUGGCUCGAGUAUCACAAUAUUUUUGUUUUUGGAUAAAGUAUUUUUUCUUAAUUAUGUACUCACUAUAUUACCUACAUGUAUACAUCGUUUUGUUUAAUUCAAUCUGGAAUAAGCAUACCUUAGAGAUUUU
Argentina anserina (silverweed cinquefoil) is the source of this 1809-nucleotide messenger RNA. RefSeq names its product cytochrome P450 71A9-like. Bases 142 to 1641 code for a protein of 499 amino acids. The transcript has 2 exons. Gene Ontology annotation, molecular function: oxidoreductase activity, acting on paired donors, with incorporation or reduction of molecular oxygen; heme binding; monooxygenase activity. NCBI's taxonomy places the organism in Eukaryota, Viridiplantae, Streptophyta, Magnoliopsida, Rosales, Rosaceae. The record is from RefSeq and is a predicted model, not a curated record.